This is a messenger RNA of Xenopus laevis (African clawed frog), 2931 nucleotides long. It is a transcript of the gene brd3.L, whose product is annotated as bromodomain-containing protein 3. The transcript has 14 exons. Bases 403 to 2775 code for a protein of 790 amino acids. The record is from RefSeq and is a predicted model, not a curated record. Lineage: Eukaryota; Metazoa; Chordata; Amphibia; Anura; Pipidae.
AGCGCUUAGAGACUACAAAUCCCAGCAGGCCAGUGCGGUGAGGGCGCAUGCGCGCCGCGCAGUUGGAACUCCUCUAUUAUGCUGCUUGGCUGGGGAUAAAAAGAAGAGCAACUGGAGGCAGCGUACGGCAAACGUUCCGGGAGCCGCCGGGGGGAACAAUCCCAAGGAAGAGGGUCCAUUGUGCUGUUCCAGAAACUGAAGAGGUUUUGCUGAGAAAUCUGCCAGUCUGAUCUUUUCCUUAUGUUGGUGAUGAUGUCACAGAGAAAGAUGGUUGACUCCUGACUCUGGAAGUGCUUUAUGGUCAGACCCCUGAAAUGGGAUGUCUUUCCCAUUUGGGGACCAUAAAGGAAGAGAUUGUGUUGCUCAGCUGUCACAAAAGGAAGUGCUAGAGCGAACGGCGAGAUGUCUGCUGUGACUGCAGGAGCUCAGGCUCCACAAGGGCCUUCAAACCUGCCGCCUCCUGAAGUCACCAACUCUAAUAAACCAGGUCGGAAGACCAACCAAUUGCAGUACAUGCAGAAUGUAGUGGUGAAGACUCUUUGGAAGCACCAGUUUGCCUGGCCAUUCUAUCAACCUGUUGACUGUGUGAAGUUAAGCCUCCCUGACUAUCACAAGAUUAUUAAGAACCCAAUGGACAUGGGGACAAUAAAGAAGAGGUUGGAAAAUAACUACUACUGGAGUGCUAAUGAGUGCAUGCAGGAUUUCAAUACCAUGUUUACAAACUGUUAUAUCUAUAAUAAGUCUACCGAUGAUAUUGUUUUAAUGGCACAAGCAUUGGAGAAGAUCUUCCUGCAGAAGGUAGCACAGAUGCCUCAGGAAGAGGUGGAAUUACUACCCCCUGCCCCAAAAGGCAAAGGCCGAAAACUUCCCACAGCAACACCCCAAGCACCAGUUGUUCGAGAUGUGGAGACACCUGUAGAAAAACUGCCACCACCACCCCAGGCUCCAGCCCCUGCCCCGAAGCCUGCCGAAGUUGAACGUCCCACUACCAGACGGGCUGAGCCACCAGCGGAACCACGCAGGGAGCGUUACAAAGGAGCGACACAAGCAUCAGCAGUGUCCAGUGUGAACCCAUCCAUACCCCAUACUAAUGCCACCCCCGUGGCUUCUCAGACCCCUGUCAUUGCCGUCACUCCUGUGCCAACUAUAAUGGCAAAUGUCGCCCCAGCUUCUGCCCAGCCGCCUGUACCAGCUGCUUCUUCUCAAAUGGUUCCUGUGGUACCUCCAGCAGCUCCAGUCGUUAAGAGGAAAGGGGUGAAACGAAAAGCCGACACCACCACCCCCACCACUUCAGCAAUCACAGCCAGCCGUAGCGAGUCUCCCGUUCCUGUUUUGGAGCCCAAGCUUGCAAAGGUUUCGAACCGGCGAGAAAGCGGGGCGCGUCCCAUUAAACCACCAAAGAAGGACUUGGAAGAUGGUGAGAUUACCCAGCAAGCAGGAAAAAAGGGCAAACUGACCGAACAUCUCAAGUACUGUGAUAGCAUCUUGAAAGAGAUGCUUUCCAAGAAGCACGCUGCCUAUGCUUGGCCCUUUUACAAACCGGUGGAUGCGGCAGCCUUGGAACUGCAUGACUACCAUGAUAUCAUCAAGCACCCUAUGGACCUCAGUUCUGUUAAAAGAAAAAUGGACGCACGAGAGUAUGCAGAUGCACAGGCUUUUGCAGCCGAUAUCCGGUUAAUGUUUUCUAACUGCUACAAGUAUAAUCCUCCUGACCAUGAGGUGGUAGCCAUGGCUAGGAAGCUCCAGGAUGUUUUUGAGAUGAGAUUUGCAAAAAUGCCAGACGAACCUGUAGAGCCCCCAGCUCCUCCUACCGCGGCCGCCCCAGUGGUCAGUAAAAGCACAGAGAGCAAUCGUACGAGCGAAGAAAGCUCUUCAGACUCUGAUAGUUCUGAUUCGGAGGAGGAAAGGGCCACCAGGUUGGCGGAACUCCAGGAGCAGCUAAAAGCUGUUCAUGAGCAGUUGGCUGCACUGUCGCAGGCUCCUGUCAACAAACCAAAGAAGAAGAAAGAAAAGAAGGAGAAAGAGAAAGAGAAGAAGAAAAAGGAGAAGGAUAAAGACAAAGAGAAGGAGAAAGAAAAGCACAAGGUGAAGAUGGAAGAAGAGAAAAAGAUCAAAGCUGCUCAACCAGCAAAGCUGGUUCCACCCAAAAAAGCACCAGCAAAGAAAGCAAGCAGUACAACAGCAAGCGCAACAACCACAGCUGCUGCUGCUGUCAACGCUGUGGCUAACAGCAAGCAACCGAAAAAGGGUGGAAAGCAGCCUCCAUCUGCUGCCUACGACUCGGAAGAAGAAGAAGAGGGCAUCCCCAUGACUUAUGACGAAAAGAGGCAGCUCAGCUUAGACAUUAACCGGCUCCCGGGAGAGAAACUGGGGCGCGUAGUUCACAUUAUACAAUCCCGGGAACCUUCUUUAAGAGACUCCAAUCCCGAUGAGAUAGAAAUUGAUUUUGAAACCUUGAAGCCCACAACUUUGCGAGAACUGGAGCGAUACGUCAAGUCGUGUUUACAAAAAAAGCAAAGGAAACAGUUUUCAGCAUCGGGGAAAAAACAAGCAGUAAAGUCCAAGGAGGAGCUCGCUCAGGAAAAGAAAAGGGAGUUGGAGAAGCGACUCCAGGACGUAAGCGGCCAUUUAAAUAACAAGAAAGCUCAGAAAAAAGAGAAAACCGGUUCCGGAGCGGCGGGUGGCCCAUCCCGGCUGAGCAGUAGCAGCUCUUCUUCAGAAUCUGGCAGCAGCAGUUCAAGCGGAUCCAGUUCGGACAGCAGCGAUUCGGAAUAAAUAGAUGUUGUGCGCACACACACACAAGAUCCGAAUUCUUUGCAGUGAUCCCAUCUAUGAAACACUCUUUAACACUUUGUGUGUGCUGUUGGAAAAACUAGAAACUAAUUUUAUUUUGUUUUUAAAAAAAAAAAAAAUCAAUAAAAAAAAAUAAAU